Messenger RNA from Sphaerodactylus townsendi, 2778 nucleotides. RefSeq lists its product as uncharacterized. The record is from RefSeq and is a predicted model, not a curated record. Gene Ontology annotation, molecular function: RNA-DNA hybrid ribonuclease activity; nucleic acid binding. Bases 1 to 2778 code for a protein of 925 amino acids. NCBI's taxonomy places the organism in Eukaryota, Metazoa, Chordata, Lepidosauria, Squamata, Sphaerodactylidae. The transcript has 4 exons.
AUGGCCAGACAGAGCUCCUCUUCCUCCUUUCCCGGCGAUUCAUCUAGUGAGCUGGGAGGAGAUGUAGAAAGGGAGAAUGCUGUCGAAUUCAAUUUCCGACAGGCCAGCCGGAGGAAAAAGCCUGAGCAGCCUGCUCCCCUAAAUGCGUCUAUCACCUUCCGGGAUGGAUCUUGUGUUCUUUCCUUACCUCCUGAAAUUGAAGGUCUGUUUUCUUUGUGUCCAUCCCCAACCCCAGCCGCAAUACCGGGGUCAGUAUUGGCACAAAUAAAACCAAUAGUCUGGGAUACUGACAACAUUGUCCAUGCACCCAAUGUCCCUCCAGUUUUGGUGAAAUUGAAACCAAAUGCUAUUCCUAUUCGUCAGCAGCAGUAUUCCUUGGCUCAUAAGGUAAGAUUGGGAUUACAACCCGUGAUUGAUCGCCUCUUGCGCUUGGGAAUAUUGGAGGAAUGUGAAUCUGCUUUCAGUACACCAAUAAUUGGGGUGCCUAAGAAAGAUGGUACCUAUAGAAUGGUCCAUGACCUCAGGAAGGUUAAUGAGGUAACGGAGGACUUGCAUCCUGUUGUCCCCAAUUAUUACACAUUGCUCACUUUGCUCCCCUCCUCCCAUGCCUACUUUUCUUGCCUUGACCUGAAGGAUGCAUUCUUUUCAGUGGCUUUGGCCCCGGAAUGUCGAUACAUUUUUGCUUUUGAAUGGACCUUUCCAGAUAAUCGUAAAAUUCAGAUUCACUGGUGCUCCUUACCACAAGGGUUCAAGAACAGCCCCACCUUGUUUGGGACUGCUCUUGAACGUCGCCUGCGUGAUUGGACUCCACCAGACGGAGUGCAUCUGCUACAAUAUGUUGACGAUUUACUUCUGUCUGCUGACACUGAAGAGGUUUGUCUUGCUGCUACUGUUGCCUUACUUAAUUUCUUAGCAGAUGAAGGUUUUCGGGUUUCCCGUUCAAAAGCACAAAUUGCCCAACAAGAAGUGAUUUAUCUUGGCUGCUUAUUGAAAAAGGGAACAAGAUCCCUCACAAGUGACCGGAAAGAAGCAAUAGCCAAAAUAAAUUUGCCUGAUACACGGAAAGAACUGAGAAAAUUCUUGGGCAUGGCAGGAUAUACUAGGAAUUGGAUUCCUGGUUAUGCUGCCAUGACUAAGCCCCUCUAUGAAAUGCUGACAGUAUUAGCCCUGUUGUCAAAGCAGCUGGAUUUAGUAGCACGGGGUUGGCCUGCCUGCCUCCGAGCAGUGGCGGCGGCGUGCCUCCUUGUGGAAGAUGCCUUGAAAUUCACCCUGGGAGGGAAGAUGACCGUCUUUGUUCCACAUGCUGUUUUACCUGUAUUGGAACAGAAGGGAUCCCUUUGGCUUACACAGCAGAGAAUGUCCAAGUAUCAGUCCAUUUUAAUAGACAGCCCUGGGGUAAAGUGUGCCACUUCAAAUAGGCUAAAUCCAGCUACUUUGCUGCCAACUGAUGAUGGUCCAUUGGAACAUGACUGUAUUGUUACAAUGGACAUUACCUAUGCUGCCAGGGCUGAUCUUCAAGACAUGCCCUUAGAAAAUCCUCAACUGGAGGUUUGGACGGAUGGGAGUAGUCAAAUGAUAGAGGGUAAACGGAUGACAGGAUGUGCAGUAGUCACCCAAACCACUACUUUAGAGGCUCUCCCCCUCCCUAGUCAAAUGUCUGCACAGGCAGCUGAACUAAUGGCCUUGCUCAGGGCUCUGCAUAUUGCUCAUGAAUUAAGCGUAAACAUCUAUACCGAUUCUCGGUAUGCCUUUGGUGUGGUUCACGCAUAUGCAGAACUCUGGCACCAGCGAGGUCUUCUAACGGCAGCAGGUGAUCAAAUAAAACAUGCUUCCCUUAUAUUACAGAUCCUUGCAGCUGUCCAUUUACCCCAGCAGGUGGCAGUGAUUCACUGCAAAGGACAUGCAGCAGGAGACUCUUUGAUAGCCAAGGGAAACAGACGGGCAGACGUGGCCGCCCGCUUGGUGGCCAGAACACGGAUACCUGUUCUAUAUCAUCCUGAUCAUUGGGAGCUUCAUGAAAAUCAGGAACCAUGGGAAUGUUAUAAUUCCAAUGUAUAUGGGUACUUAGUUAAUGAAUGGGGAGAACCAAUUAUGAAAAUGAAAGAGGGUUUUGAUAUGAUUUGCCCUCUCAUUCCUAUUAUACAUGACUUGGACCCCAUAUAUACUGCCCAGGAAAAUACUUUUGCUGAAAAGGAGGGAUUGUAUAAGAAUUCUAAUGGUUGGUGGGAAACUCCUCAAGGACCCCUAAAGAUUAGCCCCUUUGAGGUCCUGUUUGGCAGACCCUAUCCCCUUUCAAAACCAGAUACCUUUGAUACAGGGAUUGUGGGAGAUGUACUAACUGUCCAAUAUCUGUCUCGUUUAGCCAACUCAGUCUCGCAAUUACACCGAGAUCUUCUCGAGAUACGGCCAGCCGGACUUACUGCCCCGCUGCAUCCUUUUGAACCAGGCGAUUGGGUGUUCCUGAAGUCCUGGAAAAAGGAGCCUCUGACUCCAGUCUGGAAAGGUCCAUACCAGAUCCUGCUGACCACCUAUUCCUCGGCCAAGGUGCAGGGAGUAAAAGCCUGGGUGCAUUUUUCACGUUUGAAGCAAGCCGCACCUCCUCCUGUAACACAAGCCCGAGAAAAAGCAGUGGGAAGACCAGAAGUAUGGAGUUCAGAGCUUGGUCCUAAUUUGCAUUUGCGUUUUCGACGCCACCAGUCCAGUUGCCCGGAAUCCGUUGUUCCUGUUGGACCUGUUGUGCCUUCUGAUUCUGCAACUUGUUGUUCUUUCUGCCUGUGA